AUCGUCAACGUAGAGAGCGUAGACAUUUUUCUUCAGCAAGUGAAAAUAGUAUGCCUUCCAUCUGAACAGUAUUUCCUCCUUGGUUUUCAUUUGGUGCUUGUAUUUGGAAAGGAUUGUGGUCCAGCAGAAUACAAAACUAGUGAUGGGCAGUGCUGCCCAAUGUGUAAUAAAGGCUUGGUGGUCCGCAGAGAUUGUACAUUGGAUUCCAGCACAUCUUGCAUACCCUGUAUCAGAGGGACCUUCAUGAACGAGGCCAAUGGUCUAACCAAGUGCUUUCCCUGCAGUCCCUGUGACCCAGGACAGGGCCUGUUCACUCAGGCAGAGUGCAAACCAACAAGUAACACAGUCUGCGACAUUCUAGAUGGAUUCUACUGUAGAAGCUACUCAUCCAACUCUGAGUGUAGCUUUGCAGUAGAACAUACACACUGUUCACCGGGACAGAGUACUAAAUCAUCUGGUACAAAGACAACAGAUACCAUGUGUGAGGAGUGUCAACAUGGCUUUUACUCACAACAUGGUGUCAACUGCACUGCUUGGACUGGUUGUGCAGCAAUGGGACGCAUGAAGACUGAAGAUGGAAAUUCUAGACAAGAUGUUAUUUGUAACAAAGUGCCAUCAAGGAGUCAUACCACUCUAAUAGCUUCAAUAAUAUUGUUAUUAUUAGGCCUAGAGUAGCUGCACUGUUUUGUUUUCAUUUAAAAAAUAUAUUUUUUAAUCUAAAUCCUAAUCAUUUGAAGUUAAUAAGUCCUCAUACAACAUUGUUAUGCAAGCAAAAGUCUUUAUUGAAAAAUAAUUUCUAGUGAGUGAAAAAUUCUGUUAAUUUUAUGGCUAAAUAAUCCAAUGUUGUUCUUGUCAUUUAGUCUGUUUUAGUAGCUAUAGCAAUCCUAACUUUUGUAAUACAUCAUAGGUUCCUUUUCAAGAAACGGGACCUGUAUAAGUGACCAGUAAUUCCCCGUACGUUAUCUAUUUGGAUUCAAUAUUUCAGACUAUCAUAGUAAUAACUGAGUAAUGCAGGUUACUUUAUACUAGGGAUUAGAGGUCGACCGAUUAUGAUUUUUCAAUGCCGAUACAGAUUAUUGGAGGACCAAAAAAAGCCGAUACCGAUUAAUCGGCCGAUUUGUUUAAAACAAAUGGUAUUAUAAUUUUUGGGGGUUUUGUAUUUAUGACAAUUACAACAAUACUGAAUGAACACUUAUUUUAACUUAAUAUAAUACAUCAAUCAAAUCAACCUCAAAUAAAUAAUGAAAGAUGUUCAAUUUGGUUUAAAUAAUGCAAAAACAAAGUGUUGGAGAAGAAAGUAAAAGUGCAAUAUGUGCCAUGUAAAAAAGCUAAUGUUUAAGUUCCUUGCUCAGAACAUAUGAAAGCUGGUGGUUCCCUUUAACAUGAAUCUUCAAUAUUCCCAGGUAAGUAGUUUUAGGUUGUAGUUAUUAUAGGAAUAAUAGGACUAUUUCUCUCUAAACCAUUUGUAUUUCAUAUACCUUUGACUAUUGGAUGUUCUUAUAGGCACUAUAGUAUUGCCAGUGUAACAGUAUAGCUUCCGUCCCUCUCCUCGCCCCUACCUGGGCUCGAACCAGGAACACAUCGAAAACAGCCACCUUCGAAGCAUCGUUACCCAUCAAGGGGAACAACCACUCAAAGUCUCAAAAUGAGUGACGUUUGAAACGCUAUUAGCGCACACCCCGCUAACUAGCUAGCCAUUUCACAAAGGUUACACCAGCCUAAUCUCGGGAGUUGAUAGGCUUGAAAGUCAUAAACAGAGCUGUGCUUGAAGCAUUGUGAAGAGCUGCUGGCAAACGCACGAAAGUGCCAUUUGAAUGAAUGCUUACGAGCCUGCUGCUGCCUACCACCACUCAGUCAGACUACUCUAUCAAAUCAUAGACUUAAUUAUAACAUAACACACUAUCAUUUCGAAAACCAAACAUUUAUUAUUUCAGUGAAAUACGGAACCGUUUCGUAUUUUAUGUAACGGGUGGCAUCCAUAAGUCUAAAUAUUCCUGUUAAAUUGCACAACCUUCAAUGUUAUGUCAUAAUUACGUAAAAUUCUGGCAAAUUAGUUCGCAAUGAGCCAGGUGGCCCAAACUGCUGCAUAUCCUGACUCUGUUGCACAGAACGCAAGAGAAGUGACACAAUUUCCCUAGUUAAAAUAAAUUCAUGUUAGCAGGCAAUAUUAACUAAAUAUGCAGGCUUAAAAAUAGAUACUUAUAUUGAUUUUAAGAAAGGCGCUUUUUUUGCGAAUGCGCUUGUUAAAUCACCCAUUUGGCGAAGUAGGCUAUGAUUCAAUGAUAAAUUAACAGGCACCGCAUCGAUUAUAUGCAACGCAGGACAAGCUAGAUAAACUAGUAAUAUAAUCCAUGUGUAGUUAACUAGUGAUUAUGUUAAGAUUGAUUGUUUUUAAUAAGAUAAGUUUAAUGCUAGCUAGCACCUUACCUCCUUGCUGCACUCGCAUAACAGGUAGUCAGCCUGCCACGCAGUCUCCUCGUGGAGUGCAAUGUAAUCGGCCAUGAUCGAUGUCCAAAAAUGCCAAUCAUCGAUUGUUAUGAAAACUUGAAAUCGGCCAUUCUGAUUAAUCGGUCGACCUCUACUAGGGAUGGCACUAUAACAGUAUUGUGAUGCUCGUUAGUAUCGUGACAAGGAAACAAAACACGAAGCAGAUUUAACAUAGUUAGGAAAACAUCCCUAAUGUUGUUAACAAACAUCAUUAUGUUGUCAUGCAGUCACAUGUAUAUAUUUUCCAAGCUUUAGCAGACAAUACUUUACAUACAGAAGGUUUUUAAAAGGACCAAAGAGUUCUGCUUUGUGUUUUAAUUUUGGUCAUGGAAAGAAUAUUUAAAUACUGGUAUCGUGCCGGCCCUACUUUAUAAUAUUACUAACUAAAUGACUUGUUUGCUUCUUGUUUUCCAGAGUGGAAACAGCAGAUAAUGUUGCUGGUAAUGUUGUAACUGGUGUAAGACUAAACUAGGAUGAAAUGCAAUGAAUGCAUGCAAGAUACCCAGAUGGCUCUAAAACUGGAGCAUGCAGAUACAGUAUCUGCAGGAGAUGACAUGAAUCGAGUAGUUAUGAAGAGGACUGGCCACCCCUCAGAGCCUGGUUCAUCUAGGUUUCUUCCUAGGUCCCUGCCUUUCUAGGGAGUUAUUCCUAGCCACCGUGCUUCUACAUUUGCAUUGUUUGGUGUUUAAGGCUGGGUUUCUGUAUACCACUUUGACAUCUGCUGAUGUAAACCGGCUUUAUAAAUACAUUUGACUUAUCAGGAGUGGACAGUUGAAUACAGUGACUGAAAUUGGUCAUCCAUAGCCACCUUUUCUUAAAUCCUACCACUUCUUAUAUCUGCCAGGACAUUAACACCUUUUACUUAAACUUUUAUAUUAACAGUACCUGUGCAUUUAACUAAACUUUUCUAAAUUCACUCUUUGAAACACCCAAACUGUUUUGAUGACUGUUUGACUAACAAUUAAAUUAUUGAUUCUCAUAAAUGAAUUUACACUGUCAAUCCAUGAGAUGGCGCACAAGUGUAACAGUUACAGCAACGCUCAAGAACUUCUUUGUUCUAGUUCUCAGUCACAGAACCCUGGAGACAAAAUAGAAUGGGCUAAUCAGAACCUGAUAGCCCAGUGAUCAGAAGAGGUGCAGGUUGGUAUCGGUUUGGUUGUAACAUUCAGAUUAACGAUUACAAACACACAUCUAUUUAAAACCCCACAUUUUAUAUUAUCUUCAAAAAUAAAAGGUUAUUACAAAUGUCACAAUGGAUUAAAUUAGUUAAUUUCCUGAAUUUGUAGCAGUAAUUUCAUAAGGCCUAUCAUGGCACUUAAAAUGUAAAUGAAUGCCAUAUUUUACUUAGGUAAAUGUCCUAAAUCAACGGGCAUUGGUGUUAAGUACUUAAGUAAAAAUACUAUCUUACAGAGUAGCUAUAACUAACUAGCCAGCUGGCUUUGUAGCCAUGGAUUGUGCACCUUCCAUUGUUUAGCCAAGCAGCUAUCUGGUUGAUAUUUUCCUUGUUAACAGAGCAGAUGAAAGCAACAUUAACCUCCACAAAUGCUGUUUAAAUCGAUAUCCAUACUGAAUGAAGCAGCUAAGGGACCUUAUGAGCAUCCUUAACUUUUUCACUUAAUUUAAAAUAUUUUGUGCAACUGACUUAAAGUUAAGGAAACUUUAAGGCAAAAAGGGGGAAAUUAACUUAAGGUGUUUUAUGCAACUGGGCCAUGUACUUUAUUUAUAUUUCUGCCAAAUUUUACUUCACUACAUUCCUAAAGAAAAUAAUGUACUUUUUACUUUUACUUGAGUCAUUUUCUAUGAAGGUAAUGUUACUUUUACCCAACACCGUCAACAGCCCCCUAAAGUCGGUAACAAUAGCAAUCAAUCCCAAACGUGCCAUGGAAAUGUGUAUCUUCAAGUGAGGCGUGUUGAUACAGGUUUGUUUAGUUGUCUGGUAGUUCCCAUCCUGGAUUACAAUGCCUUCUAGAUACGGAUCCCUGGUGGACCUGGGCUCGGAGUACGUGACAAUUAAAGCGCACUACAGCGAGUAGUAUUUAACAAAUCAGUUAUGUCCUUGAGGCGUCACUCAAGGGUUACUUUGUAUCAGUUUUUAAACCGGAUUGCAUUUGCAACAUAAUGCUCAUAACAAAUAUGCAGGUUGGCUUUCUUCUAGAUGAAAAAGUAUGAGAAUCUGCGUAUUGUGUUGAUGUAUCGACGACUGUAACCCACCUGUGGAAUGGUUAGAGUUCAAAUUCAUUUACAUUUAAGUCAUUUAGCAGACGCUCUUAUCCAGAGCGACUUACAAGUACAUACAUUCAUACUUUUUUGUACUGGCCCCCCGUGGGAAUCGAACCCACAACCCUGGCGUUGCAAGCGCCAUGCUCUACCAACUGAGCUACACGGGACAAUUCCCCAUUGACAACCGUUUAAGUACUACAGUAUGGCCAGCAGAACACUCUCUAGUUUAGCCUAUACUCGUUUCAAAACCUUUUACAGUGACAUAAGUGUCACUGUCAAAGACGGAAAAACAUUGUGAAUUAAAUAAAUCCAAGGUGCGAAAUAGUCAUAGCCUAGGAAAUUAGGUAGUUCAGAGGCAAGGUGAGGAUGGGCAAAAUUAUAACUAACUACAAUUUAUAAAGGCUGAAGCAAAGGUAGCCAGCAGAUCUGACCCUCUUGUUUACAGCUACAUUAAGUUAGUGCCAUCAUUCCUGUGUUGAUUAAGACACCAUGGAACCAGUAAGAGAUAUGGCUCGGAAAACCUACCUCAAUCCACGGAUGGGAAAUUAGUUGUACUCGGAAUUGUAUCAUUACCCCAACUGAUACACCGAGAAGAUUGAACGACUACAGUAUAAUUGUCCUAUUAGAGUGAUCCUUGCUAUAUGAGCAACAUUACAAUUCGCACCAAAUGGCUUAAACCUAUUGGCGCGAUGCGUAGAGUGUUUGCCUUUAACGCCAGCGACCUGGGUUCGGAACGUGUGCGAGGAUUGAGUAGUCAAACCACCGGGACGUGCAGGCCCGGCAGCAGGAUUAACUCGGCAAGGGAGCAUCAGAAAUGACUAUGGGGGCACAACUAUUUUCGCUUGCUAAUAACAGGAUGGAUAAUAAUCGAUAGUACACAAUGUAUUUGCACCCAGGCAGGCCGUCUUGUCGCAAGAAUACAGGCUACUGCACCGCUUUACAAACGUGGACAUUUCAUAACCGUCUGAAAAAGUGCAAAUUAUGACAACGCUACACAGCUACAUGCACAAUACCCAUCAAUGCAAUGCAAGACAGUUGUUAUUACCGUAAUAACACUUCCCAUGCCAACACAAUGCAUUUCCAAUCGCAGAAAGCAAACGAUAAUGUACAAUGCACUCACUACCACGAGUUCUGUAAAACGCAGCUUGGACACAGCUACCAAGCUGGCUUCUGUCGUGGAAAUAUUUGGACAAUCAUAUAUCACAAAUACCGGAGCAUGCGAGUUCAAAUAUACUUUUUAUUACUUCAUAAUAAUAGCCGAGCUGGAAUCAUGAAAACUUCUUUCCAGCCUUGGGGCACAUGUUUUAUACAUGUGUCCUCCUUACGUCACUCAUAGUAACUCCUUAAAAUGGCUCAUCACCUCUGGCAUUAAGCCACCAUUAUCAUAUUGCCUUCAUAUUAGGACAUUUGACCUGUAGAGUCACAGAAAUAGUUUACUGUAUGUGGACCAUAGCAACAGACCUUGGCGCCCUACAGGAUUAACCAAUACAUGACAUCCUGCUGACUCCACUGAAAGGGGAACCAACCCCUCCCUGUUCUGAACCCCCCCCAAAAGGUGUAACCGUAGUUGGCCAUAACAGUUACAAGAAUAACCACGUGCAUGUCUAAUGGUGUCCAAUGACCUAGAGCAGAGUGUACUAGUUUUGCUGGCUCCUUCUGAAGUAAUUAAUUGCCACAUAUGUACUGAAAAAUUCACAAGAGUGCCGUACUAUGCUGCGCACGAUAGAUACAUUAGUAUUACAUAGCAACGAGUUGUUUAUGUCAACCCUAUAGUUACAUCGUUACUCAACCAUUGGUCAAGGUCUGCCCACCCUCAAUGUAAUGCAAACAUUUCCAAUCCAAAAUCACAUCACAGAAAUCAAGCAGUAAAUUUGGCAGCAACGCCAAUAAAGAAAAUCACGUCUACGUCUAUUUCUGACAUUUGCCACUGUAAGAAAUUGUAUUAGAUAUUGGUAACUUGUUUUAACAACUUCUCAACAUUACCUAUAAGUUGACACAACAUACACACCCCCUCUUUCUCUUGGACAUAUGCUGGACACAUAGGACAUAUACACGGCACCCACAAUUCCCCUCCCCCAUGACAAUCACACAGACACACCCAACCCAUGGUUGGACCUCAGGACAAAGAACUCUCAGGAACCAAUGGAACGUGGACACCAGGCCUGAUCAGGACUACCCAAGACCCAGAUCGACCAAUCGGAAGGCCGGACUCGCAGAUCUACCUACUUUGCUUGUUGUCUAUAUAGUACUGAACAAUUCUGGAAACUCCCUCUUUCCCGGACGAUUCACUAGGAGUCAGACUGAAAGAGCCUUGCUGCAAGAUUUUACUAAGAUAUCUUUACAUGUAAUUAAAACUGCCUUAUUAUAAAAUAUCCACCUCGUCCUAUUGUCUCCUCUUGUUCUCCUGUCAACAGUAAACGUUUUACUAACAAACUUGGUAGCAGAGGAUGGUUAAAACAUAUUUGUAUACGGCCCAAUAGAAAAUCCAUCGGACAGGAGACGAGAGGGAGAAAUUUAUCCAGAGGAGAGGUGACCUUUUCGAGGGAGAAUCGCGAUUCAACACACACAGGAAACUGAUCAAAGAGCUCGAAACUAAAGAGGUGAGCAGAUGCCCGUUUGACCAAAAUCUGUAUAUUGUAUUAUAGCCAAUAUCUAAAUUCAAUGAUCAGGAGUACUGUGGUGAGUGAAUUGUUGCUAAAUUUAUGUGGAAUUGUUUAGAAUUUAAGGCAUUGUGUACAGAUAUCUAAGUAUUAAUAGGUCAAAGACUUAUUCACAUAGUCUGGCACUACGCGGUAUGCUGAUCGAGUAGGUGUACAGUGAAGAAUAAGCUUUAUAACGAUUCACAUAGUCGGGCCAUAUUUGACAGUCGAUCAGGUAGGGGUUACCGUGAAGAAUCCAUAAUUAAAAGAUGGGAUCCAAAUAGCCGGGCAGUAGUUAGAUUUGGCAAAUCAGCUAGGUGUUACCGUGAAGACCCAUAAAAAAAAAAAAUUAAAAAAAAAAUAUAUAUAUAUAACGAUUCACACAGUCGGGCCAUAUUUGACAGUCGAUCAGAUAGGGGUACCGUGAAGAAUCCAUACGUUUUCAAAUAGUCGUGCAGUAGCUAUACUUAGCUAGGUGUUACGUGAGAAAUCUAAUGUGAAUUCAAAUAGUCGUGCAGUAGCUAUACUUAGCUAGGUGUUACGUGAGAAUUCUAAUGUAAUAUUGCAUGUGUAAGUUGUGUUGUAAUUAUAUGUGUAAGUUGUGUUGUCGCAAUGUGGGGGAUUGAACGUUCCACGAGACCAAUUGCUACUAACUAGCCAUAUGCUAGUUGAGGCUGUGAUAAAGUGACCGCCGUGUCGAUGUGUAUAUAUUGCUGUGAAGCAACUAUUUUCUGCUGAUGAGUUGACCGGAUUUUUCCCUCUCCUGCUGUUGAUAAAUCCCUAAGGGUGAGAAUCAAUUUGAAAAUUAUUAUAGAAGCGCGUGAAUUACUAGUAUACUGUCCCCAAAGGAAAUUUCUGAAAUGUUUUGGCAAAGUAUUUAAUUAAUCGGAAAAAGUUCAAAUUAAAUCGGAAAAGUUAAUAGAAAUAAUAUCUUUCGAAUUAUAUAUCAUAUAAUUGCCAUUCCAAUUAUAUCAGGAGCGCCUGAAUUACUAGUAUAUUGUCCCCAAAGGAAACUUCUGAAAUAUUUUGCCAAAGUAUUUAAUUAAUUAAAUUAGCGAAAAGCAAUAAUGUUUUUUAUUAAAAGUACCUAAAACUGUCAUUCCAAUUAUAACAGGAGCGCGUGAAUAUAUUCGUAUAUUGUUUCAAAGAGAUAUAGCUGAUAUAUUGUUGGAAAACGAAAAUAAUUCAUCGAAUACACGCCAAUAAAAUCCUUUGUCCACGCGAGUCGGACACGGGACUGGGGGAAGAGAGGGGAAGAAAAAUACAUCGCUGGUUUCGAUCAGUAACGGGCUAAAGUAUACAAAGACAAUAAUAGACCCAGACAUAGCUUAACGACAAAAUGACCACGACUAUCGUCCCCAAACACAAAUUCAACGAAUAUUUAGAUCAGAGAAUGAAAGACAGAGCAGGCGGGAAAUUACACUACAAACCCGUUAAAAAGAUUUGGGAGGAAGUGAGGCUGAAAUGGACUCAAACAGGUUUUCUUAGUGGAGUCGCCCCAUCAAAAGGGCAACUCCUCAUUAUGGAGAAAGAAUUGGAGGAAGCAGUGAAGCAAGGGAUAGAAUGUGAAGUUGAUAAGAAUAAGAGUCACUUAUUUAAAAAAAGAAGGGACAAAGCAAAGGGAAAAGGCACAGGCUGAGAUGAGAAUAGGUUUAUGGGCAAUUGAGGAAAUUAGGAAAGCUCUCCCUUACCGGAAACCUGAUACGAUGGGAGUGGUCACUGGAGCACCAACUGACACCAAAGAGGGCAGGCCCAAUAAUAAUGAUGGCCCACCUACCACCACAGCAACCCCAUCGGCCCCCACCCAUCUAUACCCAGAACUGCCACAGGGAGAGAAAAAAGCACCACCUCCCUAUUUUCAAAAUCCAUUCACUCAGCAAUCACCUCCCCCCUUCCAGGGCAUGUCUGACGAAUAUGCUCCAUGGCCCUGAAGCUGCUCACCACUAACCUACACUCAUCAUUGACCUGGACUACUGAAGCAUCAAAGGCUUUUGCACUCUUGAAAACAGAUCUCUAAGUGGCAGUAGCCUUAACAGCACCUGACUAAAAAAAAAACAAGUUCCAUCUGGAUGUUUCUGAAAAGGAGGGAUUUACAUCAUCCAUCCUUUUCCAGAACCUAGAGGGGGAGAGAAGAGUGUUGAGGUAUCACUCCUCCAAACUGGACUACAUUGAAGAAGGACAAACCACAUGUUCCAGGUAUGUGGCUGCAGUGGCAAAAGCUAUUGGAAAAACAGCCCACAUGAUAAUGUGCCAUCCAUUGGAAAUCCACACCCACCAUGGGGUUGCAGCAUAUCUGAUGAGCAAAGAAUUCACGUUCAGCGCUGAAAGGAAAACGAAAAUCCAGAAUAAAUGCACACAAUCACACAUCACAUUUGUCAACACUGACAAAAACAUGGCAGACGCACUCAAUGCUGAAGGUCUACCCCACUCCUGUGCAGAAAGAGCUGCACAGGAACUGAAACGGAGACCUGACCUGGGGAAUGAACCACUCACCAACACACACAGAUAUGGGGAAAGACAAUGUGACUAAUGGAAAAAGGUACCUGUUAGUUAUGGUAGACAGGUUCUCUAAAUGGGUUGAGGCAAUACCAACAGCAGGGGAGGAUGCAAAAUAGGUCAUUAAGUGGCUGCAAACCAAACUCAUGUGUGUUGUUUAAUGACAAACGCUCCAUGUACCAAUAGGGUCGGAUGUGUAAAUGUCAACUGAUUAAUGGAUGUUGUUUAAUGAUGGGGUUAGUGUACAGGCCACAAUCUCAUAAGUCUCGUGGAACGUGCCAAUCAAAUGUAUGUGCAGGUUUGAAGUUGAUUUGGGUUGAAGUCCUGCCCCUGGCGUUGCUGGCCAUGAUAGCCUCUCCAGGUGCAGGCACCCAUCUCUCUCCUCAUGAGACAAUGGCUGGAGGAGUCAUGCUUGGUCCACCAAGGAAGGGAGGUCAUAUGCCCGCCCUUGAUGUACAACAAAUUGUAAUGUUUGAUAAUUGACGGAACAUUCUGCAGCUCUCUCCACACAGAUUCAUAAGGUCCAACGGGGAAGCAGAAGGGAGAUCUGGCACACGGAAGUUAAAAUUGGUGACUGGGUGGGGUUAAUGUCCACAAGAGAAAGUGGCUAGAACCCAGGUGGAAUGGACAGUACGAAGUGAGGGAGGUUACUUCACACUCAGUCCAGGUCAAAGGUAAAUCAGGCGCACCUUGGCACCACCUCACACAUUGCACUCCAGCCCCAAUCCCUUCUAGAACACUGACAGAAGUCAGAGCUGAUUUAAACAGCUUAAAUUCGAUUCCAAAUGAAGACAUUUCUGAUUCAGGUGAUGCGGAAUCAAACUCCGCCUCCCCUGAUAAAGGAACCUCGCCCAGUUAGAGGGAUAUUUCUCCCUCCCUGGGCAAGGCUAGGGAUAUCUGGCCCCUUAUUUGUGAUAUUCCUACUGACAUUUGGGGUGUCCCUGGGCACUUUCACAUGGUUAUUAGAAUAACUAUAACCGGAUCCCCAUGGAUGUAUGUCACGGACACUCUAGUCUAACUAGGUAAUAAUAGAUUAAAAAAUUAAAAAAAUUAAAAAUUUAGAAAACAAUAGUUAAAAUAAGAAACUAAUAUGGCUCAAAUUGAGAAGGUUGAAUAAGAGUGGGUGGAGAGCUAUGCAGAGAAUGGACAGAAGAUGGCAGUAUUGCAGCACCCAAUGGUCUCCCAGCCGACUGGUUGAAUGCUGGUGACAUAAUUUUGUUUUUUGGAGUAAACAUUAAGGUUAAGGGUUUCCGUGUACCCAGAGAUAAGAUAUCUUAAAAGAAUACACUCAUAUGGGAAUAGGAGUUUUACUUUCUGAGUUUUAUUUAGGCAAGGGACUUUGAGAAGAUAAAGGGUUCUUUUGGUAUGUUUAGAUAUGGAACACGAAUGUAGGUGUAACAUUUUGACCUGUUUUCUGUUUCCAUUGCAUUUUCCGGCGACUUGAUCACUCGCGGGGAAAUGUGGUGAGAAUAAUGAGAUUGUGUCAUUUGGGAUACUAGUUUUGAGGUAAAUUGAUUAUAAUAGAGUUUAUAACUCUUGACCAUAAGGUAAGCAUUUGUAUUGGCCAUAAGAAGAUAGAGAUAGGUUAAUUAAGGUUAUGUUAGGACUUUAAAGGUUGACACUAUAAGACCUGUGGUUAUUUUUAAAUCCAUGCAGAUAAAGUCAAAACAGUGAGACACUUAGUUAAUAUUGUGAAGGAGCACACAGUUGUUAUUGACUAUUAUUACAAAAAGGCAGACAGAUGGGUCUACCCCGCACUGUUCAGACCUUGAAGGUUUGAGAGCAGAGUGGGGAGGGUGGACCAGGAAAUGAGCAAGGUAGGCUGUGAAAUAAGAUAGGAGAAAGGGGUUAACAUAUAUAAGCAGCACAGAUACAUUUCAAAGUAGAUAAGCCACUUGACAGAGAAUUGGAAAAGAAUAGAUAUGAAUGUACGCCCAAGGGAGAAUUGGAUAUGCGGGGAAUAAAAGGGACGUUCCUAGAAUAUGAUGUACUAAGUUAUUAUUUAGAGUAGGUAAGGUUGAUACCUGGCCAGAGCCAGGUAUCAAACGAAGGAGGGUACAUUGUGGACUAGGAAAGGAUGGGGCCUAUUGGAUAAUAAACUUAUUUAAAAUUAAACAUUUAUAGCUAAAAAAUUAGGCAUAGAAGUUAAAUAUAUAAUCAGAAAGAACAAAUGAGGAACUGUUUGCUAACCAGACCUGUAUGUCCAAGAGUUUAUACAUUGCAGGUGAAUUAAGGGAGAAGGUGAAUCACUCGACCUGGGGGCAUAUCGCACUUGGAGGGUGAGACACACUGACACUGCCGAAUGAUCACAGAGUUAAGGAGAAGAACUGUUGCUAAUAAAGCUCAGGGGUCAACUCCUUAAUGAAGAAUUCCCUGACCCCGACCUUUCCUCACUGUGUUCGUUCAUAGAAGUGAAAGUGUUGCUUGAUCUCUGGCUGAUGAUGUGUUCUCUGGGAGAGGGUGGGGUUUUACAGGACUGCUUGUAGUCCUGAGCUGUCUGAUCAGGAUACGAUGGGGAUGAUACCAUCGCAGUGCUGCCGGAACCACCACCAGUUCCAACGGACCAGGGUUCAGCCGGCCUCCUCCACCACUUCAAGACCAAGUCCCACGCCAUCACCUAAGCUCUCCAAUCUGGUACAGAUAAUAAAUAUAAAAGACAUCUCAGAUAGUGAACAUUUGGGGACUGAAACUGAGUAUGAGGAAAGGGAGAAUAUGUGGUUGACCUACAAAACACUUAAUAGAAAGGACUGUGUCGUAUGUGGACAUGCCAGACCUAUUCUGGCUGCUCACCCAUUUGUCCUAAGUAAUGGGGAAGGUUGGAUGUGCAUAUUGGAAAAGUUCGAGCCAAAUUCAACCCUGUGUAAAACUCUGAGUCUUGUGUUCCCAGUGGUCCCUCCCCAGAAGGUACCGUGGGGAGUUAAGGCAUAUGGGGGAUAUAACAGCUGUAUCCCUGGCACAGGUAGCGGUAUGGACUAUGGAGGGCUCCCUGCUACUACCUGCAUCACUAAUACCACUAGGAACUGGAGGUGUUGCUGAUGUAUGGUGGAUGUGUGGACCUGCCAGGCGGUUAACCCCAUUUUUGAAAGGAAAUUGUCGUUGCUCAUGUGUUUUGGCCAGUCUGAUACCACCGUUGCCUAUUAUUAUAGCUAAUCAACUUCUGGGAGCUACACAGGACACAGAGGCUUGGGACCAACCCAGGAGACGGCAGAAACGUGACGCUCCUUGGUCCGAGGGUACAGAUAACAUGCACACCAACCUGUUGGGGGUCCCAAUAGGGGUCCCCCACGAAUUCCAGACAUUAACCAGGAAUGAUGGCCUGUGGCAUCUGAUGCCCAUCAUUGGCCCAGCUAUUGUUGAUGUUAAAACAAAAGGUCUGGAUCAAUUAUAAACACACCCACACAGGACUUACAGGGAUGGCUGAACAAUUGGAUGCUGCCUCACAAACCAGUAGACACAAUAGACUAACACUGGACAUAAGUCUGGCCAACAAGGGAGGUGUAACAGUGUUGCACGUUUGUUCCUAACAAUACUAGUCCGGAUGGGAGCAUUUCAAAAGCUCUGAGUGGGUUGGCAAGGUUAACAGUGGAGAUGAAGGGUCUUGCAGGUGUGGAGGAGAGUGGACUGUUCCCCUGGCUGGGUGGUUGUUUUGGUAAGUACACUGCAAUGAUGAUUACUGGAUUUCUGACACUAGUUGUGGUUUUUCAUUUCUGUGUUGCCUGUAUCAUACCUUGUUUGAAGAAGUUUGUUACAGAUGUGUAAGGAGCCUCUAGUAUGAUGCCGUUGCUUGAUGCUCCAGUUGGAGAGGCUGAUACGAAAACGAGCUUCCGCAGGAGAGUGGGCUGACAGAGGAGGACCCUUGGUUUGCUGUAGUUGAUGUUGAAUGAAUAAAAAGUGAUGUUUGUCCUC
Molecule: messenger RNA, 13748 nt
Organism: Salvelinus fontinalis (brook trout)
Lineage: Eukaryota; Metazoa; Chordata; Actinopteri; Salmoniformes; Salmonidae
Product: tumor necrosis factor receptor superfamily member 14-like
Exons: 6
Biological process (GO): positive regulation of peptidyl-tyrosine phosphorylation; negative regulation of alpha-beta T cell proliferation; positive regulation of T cell migration
Cellular component (GO): external side of plasma membrane
Molecular function (GO): protein binding
Source: RefSeq, a predicted model, not a curated record